This is a messenger RNA of Pipistrellus nathusii (Nathusius's pipistrelle), 369 nucleotides long. The record is from the annotation of a GenBank genome assembly. NCBI's taxonomy places the organism in Eukaryota, Metazoa, Chordata, Mammalia, Chiroptera, Vespertilionidae.
AUGUCAGACUUCAGAGGCAUUUUGAGGGGAAUUUUUAUUUCAGAUCAAUAUCGCUUUAGGAAAUACAGGGCCUGUUUCUCUCCUUUUCACUGCUGCUUUGACAACAGUUCCAUCCGCUUCAGGUCAAUCUUUGCUUUUCAGAAAAAAAAUACUGGUAAGUACUUUUUUCAGGAAUACUCAUGGAAAUGUGGUUACUCCUAUGCCCCUUCUUUUUCUCAACCCCCCCUUACUCUGAGUAGUUUGAGUGAGAACCUUGUCUGGGAGGAUUCUUGCAGGUCUUCCUAUGGAGCAGCUGGAGGUUCAGGAACUCACUGCAACCACCUCUCCUGGCCUUUGUCUCAACUGGAAACAAAGGUUACAACCUUGUGA